This is a messenger RNA of Tinamus guttatus (white-throated tinamou), 1884 nucleotides long. The record is from RefSeq and is a predicted model, not a curated record. Lineage: Eukaryota; Metazoa; Chordata; Aves; Tinamiformes; Tinamidae.
CUCGACGGGGCGCUGCGGCAGGAGUUCAGCGUCUUCUCCACGCGCGAGCGGCUCCUGGAGACGCUGCGCGCUGCCGGCCCCCACGGCGACCUGGUGCGCGAGGAGCUGGCCAUGGUGCAGGGCGCGCUGGAGCUGCGCACCAAGGUGGUGGAGGACGUGCUCACGCCGCUCGCUGACUGCUUCAUGCUGCGCGCCGAUGCUGUGCUCGACUUUGCCACCGUCUCGGAGAUCCUCCGCUCCGGCUACACCCGCAUCCCCGUCUAUGAGGGCGACCGGCGCGACAACAUCGUGGACCUACUCUUCGUCAAGGACCUGGCUUUCGUGGACCCCGAUGACUGCACGCCCCUGCAGACUGUCACACGCUUCUACCGCCGCCCGCUCCACUGCGUUUUCAACGACACACGCCUCGACACGCUGCUCGAGGAGUUCAAGAAGGGAAAGUCCCACCUGGCCAUUGUGCAGCGGGUGAACAACGAAGGGGAAGGAGACCCGUUCUACGAGGUGAUGGGCAUUGUCACCUUGGAGGAUGUCAUUGAGGAGAUCAUCAAGUCCGAGAUCCUGGAUGAGACGGAUCUGUACACAGACAAUCGGAAGAAGGAGCGGGUGCCCCACCGGGGGCGCAAGCCCCAGGACUUCUCCAUCUUCAGACUCUCUGACAGUGAGAUGAGGGUGAAGAUCUCCCCCCAGCUCCUGCUGGCUACACAUCGGUUUAUGGCAACAGAAGUCGAGCCUUUCAAGUCCCCCUACCUCUCCGAGAAGAUCCUGCUGCGGCUCCUGAAACACCCCAAUGUCAUCCAGGAGCUCAAGUAUGACCGAAAGAACAAGAAGGCCUUGGAGCAUUACCUCUACCAGCGCAACCGCCCCGUCGACUACUUUGUUCUCAUCCUGCAGGGAAAAGUGGAGGUGGAAGUUGGCAAGGAAGAGCUGCGUUUUGAGAAUGGGGCAUUCACCUACUACGGUGUCCCAGCCAUCAUGGCUGUCAUCUCCUCGGAUAAUGACGUGCGGAAAGUGAGCAGCCUGGCUGGAUCCUCCUUCCUGCGUAGGUAGCUAAGGAGAUCCCCUGCUUGCAGUGGUUAACAGAGCUCUGAAGCCCCAAAUCCCCAUCGCAAGUCCUGGGGAGGCAGCACCACACAGCUCUACAGCAGCAGCAACAACAUCUACACCCCCGACUACUCCGUGCACAUCCUCUGCGACGUGCAGUUUGUCAAGAUCACCCGGCAGCAGUACCAGAACGCGGUGGUAGCCAGUCGCAUGGACAGCUCGCCCCAGUCCCCGGAUGUGGAGGCUUUCAACGACAGGGAUUCGACCAAGGCCUCAACAGCUCGCGGAACCCCCCAGACGCCCAAAGAGGACACCACCGCCCUCCUGAACGAGAGGAACAGCAUCCUGUGCAGCCGGGCUGACGGGUUGCGCAGCCCCAGCGACUCUGUGUUCCUGCGCAUGGAGGGGAUCCCCUACAUCCAGGAGGAGCUGGCUGACAACGAGGAGAGCUGCAAGCAGCAGAACAGUGAGUGCUGCAGCACUGCCCUGGACGUGGAGUCCCCAGGCAGAGAGGCUGGGACAAGCUCCUCUCCGAGUGGCUCCGAGGAGACCCUGGGCAAGAGGCUGCUGAGAUCACUGAGCGGGCGCAAGCAGCGGCAGUCCCUGGAGGGUGAGCAAGCACCAGAGGAGAGCUCCAAUCUCGCCCCGUUAAUCACCUGAGCAGCAGCGUGGCUGGAGCACGGUGCUGGAGGCUUGCAUGGACUGGAGGUCUGCAGCAUGGGGGCCUCCUGCCACGAGUCUCAUGUCCAACAGCAGCAGGUCUGCACUCGCUCGCUGCCCGCCUGCCCGCUCGUGCCGCCCUUCCCUGCAGGACUUGUGCAGAGCCCCGUCCCCAGGCAAGAA